GGGGUGAUUUUUGUGUGUGUGUAAAGCAGACAGUAAUACCGCGCCAAUAAUUCACGGUGCCUCAUAAAAAGCCAACAUUAAACCGCCCCGGGCCUACAAAUCAUCUGCGCCAAAUUAUGAGUUCACUCUACUUCGCCAAUGCGCUGUUUUCCAAACAUCAACAAGCCGCUGCAGGCUGCUCCGCUCUGUGCUUCACAGAUUCUCCAACUUCUCCCUCAUCGGUUUCCUCUGCCUCGUCUGUGGCGUCUUCCUCGUGCGCCCUCGUGUCCAGCGGAUUUAAUAACCAAGAUGCUUCCAAUGGCAGAUGCGGCGGCGGACAGCCUUCACUUCCCUCCUCAGCUUCGCCUUCCUCAUCCUUCUGUUUUCCCUCCUCCUCAUUACUCAGCUUGUCUUUUGCGGAACUGAACAGCAACGGCGAUGACAGUCGGCCCGGUGCUCAGCCUCUCCGCAGCGCAGCAGUCAGCACCAGGGACGCUUACCAGGCGCUGGUAGUUGGGCCAAUGUGCCCACCGCUGCGGAGAUGCGCCUCAGGGCGGUUCCCCGAUCCAACCCAGUUCUACCCGUCGGCCUCCAGCCUCCCAGAACCACCCUGCAGGAGUCAACAAAGCCCGGAGCAGCAGCGGAGCCAGCUAAACCACCAGAGGCUACUCAUUUACCCAUGGAUGAGAAGCUCAGGUUCUGACCGGAGACGCGGCCGACAGACGUACACGCGCCACCAGACGCUCGAGCUGGAGAAGGAGUUCCACUUCAACCGGUACCUCACGCGGCGACGGAGGACGGAGGUCGCGCACGCGCUCGGCCUCACAGAGCGUCAGAUCAAGAUCUGGUUCCAGAACCGGAGGAUGAAGUGGAAGAAGGACAACAGGGUGACAGACAGCGGGUCCACGGCGGCCGAGUUACCCACGCCUGCAGAGGACGAACAGGAGGAAGAGGAGGAGGGCGAUGAAGAGGAAGAAUUAUAUGCGUAAUAGGUUAUGAAACUGCAGACAUGUGCAGAACAAAAUGGCUCCGCAGUCGGGUCUAACAUCCAGCUGUUUUCUUUGCUAAAGAAAAGUCGUUAGACAAUAAUCAUCAUAAUCAGAAAAUCAUCAUAAGAUGAAGUUCACUGGAAACAUCCCAUCUGUGUCCUUUCACGCAGGUCGACGCUGUGAGAGCACGAGAGGCCAGUGAGUUUAACUGAACAGCAGACGAAUCUACUGUUUAUUGUUUGUGACGAGCAGAGCUGUUUGAUUCUCUUUCUGGAUGAUCAGACAUGGCGCUGACGCACGUCUCUGCUUCACACUGCGCUACUGAACUUUGCUUACAUCAUAUUCUACAGUUUCUCUUCAAGUUUACGUGUAUUUGAUUGCAAAAUAGUCGGAACCCCACGUUCCACCUCGGCUCUAAUUUCACUAAAUAUCUUUUAAGAUAUAGCGUCUUUAUAUGUAUAUAUGUCUUUAUAAUAAUUUAUUAUAACUUAGUCCCAAUUAUUGUUCAAUGUAUUUUUUAAAAAAACAUGUUAUAAUUAGGAAAUAAUAUAAAUAAUUUUACGAGCAUGGUAUUUAAAGACCAUACUUGUGCGGAUUAAAUAAAGGCUCAGGCCCAUGUCUACAUUCUGUAUCUUUGAUGUUAAAGUCUGACGCGUCUUUUCUGCGUCUGGUUCCACUUGGAUUCAUUUUGACUUUAGCUUUUCCUGAAUAAAGUUGGAUUUAGAUUUUGUUUCUGUAUUUGCACACAUGUUUAUUCCUUGUAUGUGGUAUGUUUAAACGACAAGGCAAAAUUCCUGUUUUAUAUAUCAAUAAUAAAAAAAUAG
Betta splendens (Siamese fighting fish) is the source of this 1792-nucleotide messenger RNA. RefSeq names its product homeobox B7a (gene hoxb7a). Gene Ontology annotation, molecular function: RNA polymerase II cis-regulatory region sequence-specific DNA binding; DNA-binding transcription factor activity, RNA polymerase II-specific. The coding region runs from base 117 to 968 and encodes 283 amino acids. Gene Ontology annotation, cellular component: nucleus. Lineage: Eukaryota; Metazoa; Chordata; Actinopteri; Anabantiformes; Osphronemidae. The record is from RefSeq and is a predicted model, not a curated record. Gene Ontology annotation, biological process: anterior/posterior pattern specification; regulation of transcription by RNA polymerase II. The transcript has 2 exons.